AUGACCGUCAUGGCUGCACAGUGGGUGCACCAACCUUGUCAUUUUCCUCGUGCUUCCGCAAACAAACUAGCCACAAAAAGACAAUACGAACAACCCAGCAUUCAACCACUCAUUGAUCUCUUAAAGUCCUGCGAGGAAAAUGGGUCUCUGAAACAAGCCAAUUGCAUUCACGGGCAUGUUUUAAAAUCUGAUUUUAUAGAUCGAGACAAUUUGGUGUUUCUGAACCACGUAGUUCAUAUCUAUUCAAAAUGUAUGGAUUACUAUUCUGCCCGUAAGGUGUUCGAUGGUAUGUCUAAGAGAAACGUGUUUUCUUGGACUGUCAUGAUUAUUGCAUCGAACAACCAUGGCUACUACAGUUACGCAUUAGAACUUUUUUGCAGGAUGUUGGAACAGGGUUUGUUGCCUGAUGGGUUUGCAUUCUCUGCUGUUUUGCAGUCUUGUGUUGGAUUCGAUUCCCUUGAGUUGGGUGAGAUGGUUCAUGCCCAAAUUGUUGUUAGGGGUUUUCCGAUGCAUGCCUUUGUUGGGACACCUCUUCUCAACUUGUAUGCAAAGCUAGGAAAGUGUCAGUGUUCUGUUAAGGUGUUCAACAACAUGACAGACCUUAAUAAUGUUUCUUGGAAUGCAAUGAUUUCUGGUUUUACCUCUAAUGGUUUAUACCUACAAGCAUUUGAUUGUUUUCUUGCUAUGAUUGAAGUUGGCGUGUCGCCGAAUAAAACCACAUUUUUAUGUGUUUCGAAGGCAGUUGGGCUGUUAGGUGAUGUUAACAAGUGUCGUGAAGUUCAUAGGUAUGCUUCUGAAUGGGGAUUGGAUUGCAAUGCUUCGGUUGGAACAACUCUUAUUGAUAUGUACUCUAAGUGUGGGUUUCUGUCUGAUGCACGGGUGUUUUUUGACUCGAAGUUCAUGAGUUGUCUGGUUAGCGCGCCUUGGAGUGCAAUGAUAACAGGCUAUUCACAGGCUGGUUGUCACUUAGAAGCUUUGAAAAUGUUCACAAUAAUGUGUGAAAAUGGCGUCAAUCCAGAUCUUUACACAUUCUGUUCUGUGUUCAACUCAAUUGCUGCUUUAAAGUGCCUGAAACCCUUAGAGGAGACACAUGCGGUGGCUCUAAAAUGUGGACUCAAUGUGAGGGAAAUUAGUGUAUCAAAUGCCCUUGCUGAUGCUUAUGUCAAAUGCGAGUCACUUGAAGCUGGAGAGAAGGUAUUCUAUAGAAUGGAAAAGAAAGAUAUAGUAUCUUGGACAACCAUGGUGAAUGCAUAUUGUCAAUAUUCGGAAUGGGGGAAAGCCUUGGCUAUCUUCUCACAGAUGCGGAAUGAAGGCUCUGCACCCAAUAGUUUUACCUUAUCAAGUGUGAUUACAGCAUGUGGUGGUCUUUGUUUACUGGAAUAUGGCCAGCAAAUUCAUGGUCUAAUAUGCAAGGCCAGCUUGGAUACUGACUCAUAUGUUGAAAGCGCCCUAAUUGACAUGUACUCUAAAUGUGGCAAUCUGAGAGAGGCAAAGGAUAUAUUUGAAAGGAUAUCUAACCCGGAUACUGUUACCUGGACUGCAAUUAUAUCCACUUAUGCUCAACAUGGUCAUGUUGAAGAUGCCCUUCAACUCUUCAGAAAAAUGGAACAAUCAGCUGUGAAAGUCAAUGCUGUUACAUUGUUAUGUAUACUUUUCGCAUGUAGUCAUGGAGGGAUGGUGGAGGAUGGCCUGAAAAUUUUCAAUCAGAUGGAGGGUACCUAUGGCGUUGUACCAGAAAUGGAACAUUAUGCUUGUGUUGUUGAUCUCUUAGGCCGCGUUGGCCGCUUAGAUGAAGCAGUGGAAUUUAUCGACAGAAUGCCAACCGAGCCGGACGAGAUGAUUUGGCAGACUUUGUUAGGAGCGUGUAGGAUUCAUGGAAAUGCAGAACUAGGGGAGACUGCUGCUCAAAAGAUUCUAUCAACUCAACCGGAACAUUCUUCUACCUAUGUUCUUUUGUCCAACACUUACAUAAAAUCAGGGUUACUUGGAGAUGGAGUUAGUUUGAGAGAUGCCAUGAAAGCACGAGGCAUUAGAAAGGAACCAGGGUAUAGUUGGAUUUCUGUGAGAGGUGAAGUUCAUAAGUUUUAUGCUAGAGAUCAACAGCAUCCCCAGAAAGAUAAAAUCUACACUAUGUUAGAAGAGUUGACUAGGAAUAUUAAGUACAUACAUUAUGAACAAGAAUUAAGUAUAAUAUUCUAA
Vicia faba (fava bean) is the source of this 2199-nucleotide messenger RNA. NCBI's taxonomy places the organism in Eukaryota, Viridiplantae, Streptophyta, Magnoliopsida, Fabales, Fabaceae. The record is from the annotation of a GenBank genome assembly.